GCCGGCCCCGAAAUGUUUGUAAUUGGAAGGUGUCAUAGGCCCUCCAAAACGAGGACUGCGUCCACCACUCUCUCUCUCUCGCAGCACCGUUUUUAUAAACACAAGUUUUAGAGAGAGAGUGGAGAAACUAAAAUCGAAGGAGCUCGAGAUAUCAGUUUCUUUCGAUUUGUGAACCAAGGAACGCAAAAGGGUCGUCUCGAUUUUUCAAAUUUGAGCCUUCAUUUUCUUUAAUCCGACUUAGAUUUUGUGGGUUCUUUAUGGAAUGGUCGUCUUCUUCAACUUAGAUCUCGGAAUUUACCAAUUCUUUAGAGCUGAGGGGUUUUCAGAUCUUCGAUUCGACGGUCGGAUUCCGAUCAGUCAGCUCAGUAACUCAGGUUCUUUAUCAUCACUGAAAUUGAAAAUUUGAUUGGAGGUUUUCUGAGCCCAAGUCAUCACUAGAAAGUAUUGGUCAUUGCCUUAUGGUGAACACAAUCGACACCGUUUAUAUGUGAAGUAGUGAUGCAUUUGCUCUAGAUGAAGACAGGUCAAAAGUGGCAAUUAGAAAUGGGCGAUAUGAAAAUUCUGCCCGGUCCUCGAUCUCGUACCACGAAGAGACCGUUAUGGAUUAUUAUCUUGGUUUCUAUGGUUAGUGUGUUCCUAAUAUGUGCCUAUAUCUAUCCACCCAAUGGCACAGGUGCCUGUUACAUAUUUUCUUCUAAGGGCUGCAAGGUUAUUACUGACUGGCUCCCACCUGCACCUGCAAGGGAAUGUACUGAUGCUGAGAUCGCAUCACGUAUUGUUAUUAGAGAAAUCUUGAACAUGCCAUUCGUCGCGUUAAAAACUCCUAAAAUUGCAUUCAUGUUCAUGACUCCUGGUUCCCUGCCUUUUGAGAAGCUAUGGGAUAAGUUUUUCCAUGGCCAUGAAGGGAAAUUCUCUGUUUAUGUCCAUGCAUCUAAGGAAAAGCCGGUGCACGUUAGCCGUUACUUCGCUGGUCGUGAAACUCAUAGCAAUGAGGUCGUUUGGGGUAAAAUCUCCAUGGUUGAUGCAGAGAGACGAUUGUUAGCAAAUGCUCUCCAUGAUCCUGAUAAUCAGCACUUCAUUUUACUUUCUGACAGUUGUGUACCGUUGCAUAAUUUUGAUUAUAUCUACCAGUAUUUGAUUAAUACAAAUGUCAGCUAUGUAGAUUGCUUUAACGAUCCUGGUCCGCACGGAAACGGGAGGUAUUCGGAGCACAUGUUACCCGAAAUUGAGAUGAAAGACUUCAGAAAGGGUGCUCAGUGGUUCUCGAUGAAGCGACAACACGCUUUGAUUGUCGUGGCUGACAAUCUUUACUAUUCAAAAUUUCGAGAUUAUUGCAAGCCAGGUCUGGAGGGGCACAAUUGCAUUGCAGAUGAGCAUUACUUGCCCACCUUUUUCCAUAUGACAGAUCCUGGAGGCAUUGCAAACUGGUCAAUUACUCACGUUGAUUGGUCUGAAAGAAAGUGGCAUCCAAAGUCGUACGGGGCUCAAGAUGUUACCUACGAACUUCUACAAAAUAUCACGUCAAUCGAUGUCAGCGUGCACGUUACGAGCGACGAGAGGAAGGAAGUGCAAAGAUGGCCAUGCUUAUGGAACGGUGUACACAGGCCAUGUUACUUGUUUGCAAGGAAGUUCUAUCCAGAGGCUCUAAAUAACCUUCUGAAUCUCUUCUCCAACUACACAUCAAUUUCAGACUAAAAGUUUUGACCUGAUAUUCUUUGAUCGUAUCAGUCGUUGCUCGGAACACCGCACCCAUCUCUGCUCUUACGACGAAAGCUUAGAAGUCGAAAAACGCCACAUCUUGAAUAGUAAAACAGAGCAGACAUUGUUUGAUGACAGUGAAGAUAUAGGCUAACUGGGUGGAGUUUGGUUCCUUUAAGGUUAGUGAAUUGAUGUGAUUUUGUUUCUUAUUUAAUCCAUUUUGGGGGAUUUUGUGGGUCACCACUGUGUACAAUAUGACAGUAUUAUAGUAGAAAAUAGGCAUUAUUAUUAUAGAGUGUAGCACCAACUUGAAUCUCA
Messenger RNA from Cucurbita pepo subsp. pepo (vegetable marrow), 2016 nucleotides. Its product is annotated as glycosyltransferase BC10. The record is from RefSeq and is a predicted model, not a curated record. NCBI's taxonomy places the organism in Eukaryota, Viridiplantae, Streptophyta, Magnoliopsida, Cucurbitales, Cucurbitaceae. Gene Ontology annotation, cellular component: membrane. Gene Ontology annotation, molecular function: glycosyltransferase activity.